This is a messenger RNA of Anarrhichthys ocellatus (wolf-eel), 2761 nucleotides long. Its product is annotated as SH2 domain-containing protein 3C-like. Lineage: Eukaryota; Metazoa; Chordata; Actinopteri; Perciformes; Anarhichadidae. The record is from RefSeq and is a predicted model, not a curated record. The transcript is spliced from 8 exons. Gene Ontology annotation, molecular function: phosphotyrosine residue binding; guanyl-nucleotide exchange factor activity. The coding region runs from base 781 to 2334 and encodes 517 amino acids. Gene Ontology annotation, biological process: small GTPase-mediated signal transduction; positive regulation of peptidyl-serine phosphorylation.
AAGUACAUUUAGUUAUUAUUACACUUUCAGAUGAUGAUGGUCUCAAAAAAGAUUUUUUUUACCUGCCCAAUAAACUUCAGUUCACUGCAGUGAGAUUGUUGCUGGAAGAACGUCAGUAUCCUGAUACUAGUCAGAAUAAGGGAGAUUGCAGUACUUGGAUAAAGAAAAGAAAACGGAUUUAGAUUUCAGAAAACUUUUAUAACUUCUUUCAUUUGUAUUGGGACAAUGGUAAAUUGUGUUUUAUUGCAGUAGAAGAUAUAUUUUCUAAAAGAAGAGACAAAAAUACCUAAAACAAAUUAAAUUAAACUAAAUAAUACAUAUUAUUAAUUCAAAAAUAUAGAAGAACAUUUCUAAAAACUUUAAACUUAAUAAUAUAACCUAGACUAUUUUAAUAGUCAUAGAUUUGAUUAAACAAUAUGAUUAACAAUUUUACUUCGCGAAAAAAAUAUAAAAAAUUACAGUUUCUAAUCAUAUUUACAAGAAAAAGGUCGUAAUAUUAUUAGAAUAAAGUCGUGUAAUUUUUACCUAAAACGUCAUAAUAUUAAUAUUAAAGAGGACAUGUAAUAUUUCUACAGUAAAGAAAAAGUCUUUGUGAAUAAUGUCCUAGGUAAUGCCUAAUACUACUACUAAUAAACUAAUAAUAACAAUAAUGCACCAUGACAGUAAAAGAGUGGCUGUAUCAGCGGACAUGCGCAGUGGCUCGCUGCCUGCCCGCUGUGGUUCCGUCGGGCAGCUGGUUCUCACUCAGCGGCAGUGCGCGUCUGACGUUGCGGGAGAAAGAUGUGCGACCUCGGGACCGUUGACUGUCGGACAGUCCGCUGCGGGGAGCGAGAGAGGAGUCAGCAGGACUUGACAGACAGCACUGGAGAAUAUGUGAAGUUCUCCAAAGAAAAGUUCUGGUUGGAGCCGCCGUCGGACAAACUGAGGAAGCAGCUGGAGGAGGAGCUGAAGCUGAGCGGCACCAACCUGAAGAGCCACGCCUGGUACCACGGACGGGUCCCCUGGGAGGUGUCCGAGAGUCUGGUGGUGAACCAUGGCGACUUCCUCAUCAGAGACUCUCAGUCCAGUCAGGGCGACUUCGUCCUCACGGUCCGCUGUGAGCAGAAGACGCUUCACUUCGUCAUCAGGAGGUCGGUGGUUCAGUCCUCGGAGACGUACACUCGGGUCCAGUACAGCCUGGAGGGUGAGGCCUUCGACUCUCUACCGGCUCUCGUUCACUUCUACGUGGGGAGCAGGGCGGCUCUGACCCGGUGGAGCGGAGCUCAGAUUCACCGGCCCGUGAACAGGACGCUGCCUCUCAGCUACCUGGAGAUGGCGUUCUGCACCGCCGUCAGCCCGCCGUCCUGCCACAGAGGGCUGAAGAACGGGAGCGUAGGCGGCCAGGAGAAGGUCUGCCCGAGGAGUCCUUCCUCUCUCCACCACAGGGAGGUAGAUGUAAACAGGGAGCAGGACAACCGGCCUCCGCUGACCGCUGGAGAAUCCUCUCUCUCUACUGUGUACAACAACACCUCAGAGUCCAGGAGCCCCGGAAGCAGCCGAGCAGCCAGCGUGGCUCCAUCCCCGUCCCUCUCCAGGCGCUUGUAUCCCGCCUCUCCAAACGGCACCCUCCGCCAACGGUGUACCGAGGGACCCCGACCUCAUCGGAACCGGGACUUGCCGUCCUCUGAUGACCUUGGAAGCUGCUACACGGAGCUGUACCCCCAGAGCUACGUGGAGAGGCUGCGGGUGGAGGACGGGUCGGCGGGCAUCGAUCCGCUGAGGGUGGAGGACGGGAACGUGUACCUGUCGCCGGUGGUGGAGACGGUCUCUUCUUUCAAACCGAGCAGGUACCAGUCGGCGCUGAUGCUCACGGAGAACAAACCUUUGGAGGAGGGCGUCCUGCGGCGCGUGAAGGAGCUGCUGGCCGAGGUCGACCCCAGGACGGCUGCCAAACAUAUCACCAAGGCCGACUGCAUGGUGGCCAGAAUUGUGGAGGUAACUCCGGAGGCGCAAAGGAUGAUGGGAGUCAGUUCUGGGAUGGAGCUGCUCACGUUGCCACAUGGCCAACAGCUGAGACUGGACCUGCUGGAGAGGUUCCACACCAUGGCGACCAUGUUGGCUGUGGAUGUGUUGGGCUGCACGGGGACGACGGAGGAGAGGGCCGGCCUGCUGCACAAGAUCAUUCAAAUCGCAGCGGAGCUCAAGGGCACCACGGGCGACAUGUUCGGCUUUGCCGCCGUCAUGAGAGCGUUAGAGCUGCCGCAGGUGAGCAUGCAGCGUACACACUGGAGUUCAUUGAUAGAGACAGACAGGAAACAUGGGGGGGGGGAGAGAGAGAGAGAGAGAGAGAGAUAGAAUAGAGAGAGAGAGAGGUAUAUAUCACACAUGGCUUACCUUUAUAACAGUAGAGGAAGAAACCCCUAACCCUCCUUUUUCAAGUUCUCCUCUUUUACAAAAUCACAUCAAUGCAUCCCCUGUGACUGGAUUGAUCUUUAAUAUAUGUCAGCAUUUAUUCUGCUUCCUCAGCCCUCUCUGCCCUGUUACAUUUCAUGUAAUUAUAUUACUUUGUUUUGUUUAUUCCAUGUCUGAAUAAACACCUUAUUUUAGGGAUGACACUACAGGCGAAAAAUAUAUUUUAUGCACUGAUCAUUUAUGAUGUUUUGGUCUAUUUUUCUUCCAUAACAUGUGUUCUGUCAGACGAGUGGACAUAAUAAUGUUCUCUAAAUGAGUUUGUUCUCAGACUCUGAUCCAGAAAUCUCCACUUCAGCAGCUCUUACAUUCA